UUUCAAUCAAAAAUCAUGGUUCCGGCAUCAACAAACAAUGACGACAACGAACAAACAAACAAUAUAGAUAGUAACAGUAUACAUAUAAAUCGUUUUGAAGUGCCCGAAGCAGUUGAACGUGGCCAUUCAGCAACAUUAUAUUGUGAUUAUCAAUUAGAAUCACAUGAAGAAUUAUAUGCAAUAAAAUUUUAUAAAAAUAAUAUUGAAUUUUUUCGUUACGUACCAAAAGAAUUGACACCAAAACAAUCAUAUAAAUUAUUGGGCAUCUAUGUUAAUCUAAAAGCAUCAAAUUCGACACAUGUCGUCUUAAGUCAAACAAAUUUGAAUUCCGAUGGCCUAUACAUUUGUGAAAUCAGCACCGAAGGUCCGAUAUUUUCUACUGUACGUAGUGAACAAUUGAUGAAAAUAUAUGUUUUACCGGAAAAAAAUGUUCAAAUAUUGGGCAUUAUGGAUCAAUAUAAUUAUGGUGAAAAUAUUAGCCUUGUAUGUAAAGCAGGAAAAUCAUGGCCACCUGUACGAUUAGAAUGGUUUAUUAAUAAUUUACCGAUUGAUAAUCGUUAUGUUAUAAAUAUGACAAAUGAACGAUCAACAUCAACAUUGGUUACAUCACGUAUCGGUUUAAAUUUAGUGGCUAAACCAAAAUAUUUUCAUAUGGUUACCGGGUCAUUAGUAAAAAAUAAAAAUAAACGUGAAUGGUCAUUACAACCAAAUGUUCGUCAACCAGUAAUAACUGGAAUGAAAAAAAAUUUCCGUUUGGAUGAAAUUUUAAAUCUAAAUUGUACAACAACAAUGCAAAAUGCUCAGCUACGAUGGUUUAUCAAUCAAAUUCCAGCAAAUGAAAGUGAUUUAAUUCGUUAUGAUCAACAUCAUCGUCAUCAUUAUGAUACAUAUCAAUCGUUGACAAUAUUAGGCCUUUGGUUACGUAUGAAUAAACAUCUGUUACAAAUGUCAGAAUUACAACUACGGUGUGUAUCAUAUUUUUUCAAACAAAUUAGUCAAUUAAAUUCUACAUUAAAAAUUCGCACAUUUAAUCAUAAUAAUGGCGGUGGUGGUGGUGGUAAUGGUGAGCUAUGGGGUUUGGAUUCAACAUCAUCAUCAUCAUCAUCAUCAGGAUCGUUAAAUCGUUAUCCAGUAUUAGUAUUUAUACAUGGAGAAUCUUAUGAUUGGAAUGCUGGUUCAGUUUAUGAUGGUUCAAUUUUGGCUAGCUAUUCAAAUAUUGUUGUUGUAACCAUAAAUUUUCGUUUAGGUGUUUUAGGUUUUUUUCCAUCAUUGGGUGGAACAGCUCGAGGCAAUUUUGGUCUAAUGGAUCAAGUUGCAGCACUGCAUUGGAUACAGGAAAAUAUUCGUGAAUUUAAUGGUGAUGAAAGAAAUGUUACUUUGUUAGGUUAUGGACAUGGUGCUGCUUGUAUUAAUUUUUUAAUGCUUUCACCAAUGGCUAGAGGACUAUUUCAUCGUUCAAUAAUGAUUAGUGGUUCUGCAUUAUCACCUUGGGCCAUAGCAUCGGAUGCCAUCUAUCAUGCUAGAAAUUUUGCCAAAAUAUUGGGUUGUUUGGAAAAUCCACGAAUGGAAAAAAUGGUUCUCGAAUGUUUACGACAUAAAACGAUUGAUGAUAUUCUAUCAAUCGAUUUGAAAAUUCCAACACAUUUAACAGCAUUCGGACCAAUAAUCGAUGGUAUCGUUAUACCGAAUGAUCCACAAUCAUUAAUGUCAAAAUCAAAUCCACUAUUUGGUUCUUAUGAAUUAUUGUUUGGCGUUGUUAAAACUGAAUCAUAUAAUUUAUUUUCCAAUUAUGAUGAACAAUAUGGCCUAGAUCUUUCACGUCGUGAUCGUUUAUUACGUACAUUGAUAAGAAAUUUAUUCAAUUAUCAUCUUCAAGAAAUAUUCUUAACUAUAAUCAAUGAAUAUACUGAUUGGAAUCGUCCAUUUUUACAUCCAAUCAGUUUAUUUGAUUCAAUGAUUGAUAUAUUUAGUGAUUCAUUGAUUAUAGCACCAACAAUACGUACAGGAAUUUUUCAUUCAAAACAAUCACAAUCACAACAUCGAACAUAUUUUUUUACAUUUUUACAUCAAACUGAUAUUGGUACUGAUUAUCCAACACGAUUAGGUUGUAUUCAUGGCCAAGAUAUGGCCUAUUUAUUUGGUGCACCAUUAGUCAGCAAUGGGCAACAACAAUUUUCAUGGUUUUCAAAAAAUUAUUCACGUUCAGAAAUUAAUUUAUCAAAAAUUUAUAUAAAAUAUUUAACGAAUUUCAUUAAAACUGGCGAUCCAAAUCAAAAUGGAACCAAAAUUAUCAAUGAUAAUGAUCACGAUCAUCAUUCAAAUAGCUCAAAACAUUUAGAAUCAUGGCCAUUAUAUGAUGAAAUACAGCAACGUUAUAUUUCAUUUGAUAAUAAUAAAAUUACCAUUCAAGAUCAUUAUCAAGCACAUCGUUUAUCAUAUUGGUUUAAUCUAUUACCACAAUUACAUCGACCAGGUGAUUCGGAUCUAAAAGCUCAUCAUUUACUUGAGUCACAUAAUAAUAUUCAAACCUAUGAUGGAAUCAUUCGAUAUGGAACAUUAUCGGCACCAGUUUCAUUCAAUACUUAUUUUCAAUCAGAAGAUUUACAUCCAGAACAAAAUCAUUCUUCAUCGACAAAUUUUCAAAUAUUUCGACAACAAAAUCCACCACCAACGGAAAAUAAUAAUAAUAAUAUCGAUAGUCAAGAAUUAUUUUCAACAAAUAAUUUGAAAAAUAUUUUAAACGAUUCACAAAAUCUAAAUCUAAAUCCAGGUCAAGAAAGUAGUGCCUUAGAUUUGUUAAAUAGUGGCGGUAAUAGUGGUGGUAAUGCAUCAUUUUCAAUGAUUGUACAAUCAAAUAAUCUUUAUACAUGGUUAAGUUUAAUCAUAGCAAUUGGUUGUUCAUUAUUAAUAUUAAAUGUAUUAGUAUUUGCCGGUUUUUAUUAUCAUAAAGAUCGUAAUCGUUUGGAAACAAAAUUAAAUCGUCAUAAACAGGAACCAUCAACACUUAAUAAACAGCUCAAUACAUCAUCAUCAUCAUCAUCGAAAGCAUUCCAGAUUAAUAAUAAUAAUCCCAAUUAUAAUAGUAAUAAUAAUAUUCCAUUAUAUAGAAUCAAUUCAAUCACCGAUGAUUAUAAUAAACAGGCCACAUAACUCACCAACUUACAGCAUAUAUUCAGCAUUCAUCCAGAUAAACAAAGAUUAUUUAGAAAAAUCAAUUCAUACUUAAUCCUUACCUACCUACACUU
This is a messenger RNA of Dermatophagoides pteronyssinus (European house dust mite), 3245 nucleotides long. Its product is annotated as neuroligin-1-like. Lineage: Eukaryota; Metazoa; Arthropoda; Arachnida; Sarcoptiformes; Pyroglyphidae. Gene Ontology annotation, molecular function: cholinesterase activity. The record is from RefSeq and is a predicted model, not a curated record.